AUGGCCUCUAACUCUGGUCGGAGCUCCUCCGCCUCGGGGCGCUCCCAAUCAACCAAGACCGUCGUAAGACCGAACCCCUUCAUUGUAACACACCUCCUCGUUGCGACCAAACAACUUCUGGAAACUCUCACACAGUGGUCUCGAAAACAAGCAUCCGAGAACGACGUGUCGGAUGUGUAUGUGCGCCUGGGAUAUGAAUUUAACCUGGCAUGCCGGGCCUUCAACGCUAUCGGAGUCGAAACCUCCGACUUGGGACCAGUCCCCGACGUCCUGCGCACAAUCCUGGAAGACACCCUCAGCCAGGACGCAUCCGCGCAAAGCCUGGACCGAUACCUCCCUCAGAUCCGCGAUAUAAUCAUAAAUUUGCUACAUGGGUUGAAGAAGAAGCAGGCUCGCUUACGCUCUCGGCAGCAGCGUGAGGAUGGACGGGCCGGUAUGCCUGGACGGCAAGCCAGUGCUGGAAGUUUGUCUAGCGAAAAAUCGAACAUUGGACAACUAUACGACGAAGCGGCCGCCUCGACUAUGCCCAAUAUCCAGCCCGGCGCACAGUCGCCAAAGCGGCCAGCUCGUCGCUAUGGCAGUAAUGGGUCUCUGGAUGAUGCCCAACCCGGCCAGCAAACAUCCCCAACCCGAGGCACAAGCCAUUCAGAUCGCGAAGCAUCGAGACGAGAGACACAGCAGCUUCUGACCCAAACAAAUAUAGCCAAUAACGCGACUCCGCGAGCAGCUCAAUCCUCCUCGGGGGCACCUCCCGAUUUCCCUGCUCCGCCCCCGCCUCCCAAACAAGAUGAUGCUCUAGGUGCUCUCCAAAGAAGCGGCGAGCUUGAACGACGAGCCUCCCGUCGUUUUUCUGCCUAUCAAAUUCAGAAGCACCUGGGAACAUCAACCAACGGUGUUCCAGUCAUUCCUACCCAAAACUCUCCUAUCCCCAAUCGAGGACGUGAUGUGCGCGAAUCUCUCAACGCUGUUCGCUUGCGAGGCUCGGUAGUUCACUCGAGACAGCGGUCUACCAAGGGCUCCCAGGACAUUUCGAAGAGUUCUCAGGCUCAGGCGACUGCGAACGUUCCGGCUGCAGUCCAAGAAGAGCAGAGCAAACCACCCGGGGAAAUUGCCCCGGAACCUGAGAAUGAGGAAACCCCCAAAGCUUCCGAGAAACAGCCCCCUUUGCAGCCAGCUCAGCCCGAGGAGCCGGUCGAGGUAGCACCACCAAGCUUCCCACAGCCACCAAAGGGGCCAUCUCUCGACGAUGCUUUUGAUCCGGAGAAAAUAGAUGCUCCUAUUCCCGUAGGCCCGACAACGCCAAAGGCAGGCCGCUUUUCUCCUACUGGCAUCGCAACCCCCCCACCUGUACCUGCAUUUGUUGGUGAACAGCCGUCUCCGGGGAAGGAGCUGACGCUCUUCUUGCAAUAUAAAACUAAGAUCAAGAAAUACGUAUUGCCUGAAGGCAUUACAGAUCUUACUAUUGGACGACUUCAGCUGGCUUUCAUUGAGAAGUUCGCUUGGAACACCCAUAGCAAUGGAGCUGACUUACCCGAGAUUUACAUCCAGGACCCUGUCUCGGGCAUUCGACAUGAGCUCGAAGACCUAGCCGACGUCAAAGAUCGAUCAGUUCUCGUGUUGAAUGUCGACAACUUGGAUGAAGUCAAGAAACACUUUGAUGAUAGCUUGUCUGGAGUGCGUUCUAUGGUGGAAGGCGUCAAGGAUGCUCUUGCUGGGCAAGGAAAGGUUAUUCAACGCGUCUCGGACCGUCAGCUGGAGGCGGCAAAGGAAAUGGCCCGCUUGGCUGCGGCUCCUCCCGCGGCUGUUGCAGCCGUGCCCAGUCCUCUUUCCGGCCAGAAGGCACCAAUUUAUGGAAGCAACAGCCAGAUCGCGGAGCUUCAGAGCCUGCGCCGUGAUCUUGCUGUGCUCCGACAAACAUACUCCAAUUUCUCGUCCGAUAUCACAGGCUCGAUGACUGCGGUGCGCUCCAAGGCCAGCCAGGUCAAGACUGCCGCAGAAACUGUGGCUGUCCCUACCUAUGAAGGCGAUGCUGGCCGUGCACGUGUCAACACCGGCAAGAAGGAGCUCGGCGAUGAGUCUGAGCGACUUGUGUCUCGUGUUGAUGAUCUCCAGGAUCUGGUCGAGGACCUUAGGAAGGAUGUCGUUCAACGUGGCGUGCGACCCCUGCCCCGCCAGCUAGAGGGGGUCAACCGCGAUAUCAGCACUGCCAUGAAAGAAAUCAAGAAGAUGCAGGACUUCCUCGCUCGGGAGAAGCCCAUUUGGACUAAGAUUUGGGAGAAAGAGUUGCAGUUGGUCUGCGAAGAGCGAGACCAACUGACUAUGCAGGAGGAUCUCGCGGCCGAUCUGCAAGACGAUUUGGAGAAGGCUGCUCAGACCUUCGCUUUGGUCGAGCAAGCCACGAAGGAGCAGGCUAUGGAGAAGGCCAAGGAUCCUGCUGGUGUCACUUUGCGGGCUACCUCGCGUACCCUUGGCAUUGACCCAACCAUGGACCCAAAGAAGGCCAAGGAUGGCGUCUUGGGCGAGGUGCGCGCACUGCGACCGAAUCACGAGAGUCGAGUUGAGGCCAUCGAGCGAGCGGAGAAGGCUCGCAAGAAGGAACUUGAGACCCGCCGGAUUGGUCUGUUCCAAAAGGAACUUGGCAAUUUUGUCCAAGAAGGCAAACUGAAGAAGAGCGGUGGUGUUGAAGAGGCCGAGCGUCUGCGCAAUGCUAAAGACGAUCGCAUCCGCAAGGAAGUCUGGGAUAGGCAGCAGGCUCGCAACGCCGAAAUGGAGAAAGCCGAAGCCGAAGCUGCCGCGGCCGCAGCAGCAGAGCCGAAGCCUGAAGGCGAGGAAGAGGCGGGAGACUCAGCGCCAGCUCCUGACUCUGACAGCACCGAUGAGCAAAAGCCCGAGGUUCCUCCUAAAGAAGAACCGGAGGAUGAGAAGAAGGACUCGAGCCCUGAUGAAACCGCUCCCGAGUCCUGA
Messenger RNA from Penicillium atrosanguineum, 2964 nucleotides. Its product is annotated as formin-mediated actin nucleation enhancer. Gene Ontology annotation, biological process: establishment of cell polarity. Gene Ontology annotation, molecular function: cytoskeletal regulatory protein binding. Gene Ontology annotation, cellular component: cell tip; cytoplasm. The record is from RefSeq and is a predicted model, not a curated record. NCBI's taxonomy places the organism in Eukaryota, Fungi, Ascomycota, Eurotiomycetes, Eurotiales, Aspergillaceae. The transcript is spliced from 2 exons. The coding region runs from base 1 to 2964 and encodes 987 amino acids.